Molecule: messenger RNA, 1365 nt
Organism: Hyla sarda
Lineage: Eukaryota; Metazoa; Chordata; Amphibia; Anura; Hylidae
Gene: PROZ
Product: protein Z, vitamin K dependent plasma glycoprotein
Exons: 9
Coding region: 1-1365 (454 amino acids)
Biological process (GO): blood coagulation; proteolysis
Cellular component (GO): extracellular region
Molecular function (GO): calcium ion binding; serine-type endopeptidase activity
Source: RefSeq, a predicted model, not a curated record
AUGAAUAUUCCAGGACGCAAUUUAGCGCAGAAAGAAGCCGAUCUUAAGAGGGUGCGUGCUCCAGACUGCAGCAUUUCUACUAUUUACCAGCUCUUAAAAGAACAUUGCUUCCCAUUUUAUCGAGGGAGCAAAAUGGCAAAUUCUGUGCAGACACUGUGCAUUUCCUUCUUUAUACUCUUCAUUCGGCAGACGGAACAAACAGUUUUCUUAUCUAGUCAAAAUGCUAACCAAAUAAUACAAAGAACCAAAAGGGCCAACUUCAUGAUUAUAGAGGAAUUUCGGAAAGGAAAUUUAGAAAGAGAAUGUCUAGAAGAAAGAUGCACAUAUGAGGAGGCCAGAGAAACAUUUGAAGACAUAGAUAAAACCGACAAGUUUUGGAAGACGUACUAUGGAGGCAGACCAUGUUGUUCCAGCCCAUGUGAGAACAAUGGAGUGUGCACAGAUUUUAUUCGAAGUUAUACAUGCAUGUGUCCAGAAGGUUACAAAGGAAAGAAUUGCCAGUUUGCCACAAAUGAAUGCCACCCCGAUGCAGAAGACGGAUGCCAGCACUUCUGUGAACCGAAAUAUGGCCUUGAUUUUUAUAUUUGUUCUUGUGCAUCUGGUUACUCACUGGGCGAAGAUGACAAGUCAUGUCACCCAACAGAUCCCUAUGCUUGUGGACAGCUGCUGAAUGAUGAGAAUACUACAUUACAGAGUAUCCAGAAAAACUACACCAGACCAUUUCCUUGGCAGGUACUACUAUUAAAUGCAGAAGGGACACCUUACUGCAGUGGAGUCAUACUUAACCAGUCUUUGGUAAUUACAACAGCAAAUUGUGGCAGUCAGCAGGGUCCAAUUUACAUCCUUGCGGGAAACAAAGAUGCUCACAACAUGCAGAAGAUCAGGGUGGCAAAGCAUCGUAUCCACACAAAAUAUUCCAAGGACUCAGAAGACAAUAACAUUGCUCUACUUAAACUUGAAGAAGGUAUAAAGUUCCACAAAUAUAUUUUACCCAUCUGCAUUCCCCAAAAAGACUUUGCAGAAAACGUGCUGAUUCCACGUGGCCCAGGUAUAGUGAGCGGCUGGACGCUGGACUUGUAUGACCCCGAAAUGAUGCCUAUUCAAUUCCCUGUAAGAGAGACUGACAAAGAAGAAUGUGAAUCUGCUUUCAAUGUAACACAAACAAACCGAAUGUUCUGUGGAGCAUCAAACAGUAGUAUAGACUUUGCAUUGGCUAAGGGGAGCCAUUUUGCUAUUGAACACAAUGGUGCAUGGUUCUUGGCCGGGAUUAUGGGAUCAGUAGAUCAUGAAUCAUGGAAUCCAAAUGUUUUUCCUUUUACUAAAAUAUCCAGAUAUAUCAUGUGGUUAAGGCAGAACAGUAAUUAA